Messenger RNA from Chenopodium quinoa (quinoa), 642 nucleotides. RefSeq lists its product as uncharacterized. NCBI's taxonomy places the organism in Eukaryota, Viridiplantae, Streptophyta, Magnoliopsida, Caryophyllales, Amaranthaceae. The record is from RefSeq and is a predicted model, not a curated record. The coding region runs from base 1 to 642 and encodes 213 amino acids. Gene Ontology annotation, biological process: DNA integration. The transcript is spliced from 3 exons. Gene Ontology annotation, molecular function: nucleic acid binding.
AUGGAUUUUGUCACAGGAUUUCCUAGAACUAAAAGUGGCAAUGACACUAUUUGGGUGAUUGUAGAUCGACUUACAAAGUAUGCGGUUUUCAUUCCAAUAAAGGAAACUUGGAAGAAGAUGCAAUUGGAAAAGGUCUAUGUAAAGAAUGUAGUUCGACUACAUGGAGUGCCUAAGAACAUCAUCUCCGAUCGAGAUUCAAGCUACCAUGCUAGCAUUGGCAUGGCUCCUUUUGAAGCAUUAUAUGGUCGAAAGUGUAGAAGUCCUGUAUGUUGGAAUGAUGAUAGUGAGAAUCUUGUCUUAGGAAUAGAGUAUAUUGAGGAAAUGGUCUCACCUACAAAAGGAGUGAUGAGAUUUGGAAAGAAGGGAAAAUUGAGUGCCAAGUAUGUAGGUCCUUAUGAAAUUUUGGAACGUGUAGGCAAGGUUGCUUACAAAUUGGUAUUACCUAUGGAAUUUGAGAAAAUGAAUGAUGUGUUUCAUAUCUCCCAAUUAAAAAAGUAUGUUCCUGAUUCAAAGCACGUGCUACAACCUAUAUCGAUUCAAUUGGAUGAAACUUUAACUUAUGAGGAAAGGCAUGUGAAAAUCUUGGAUCAUAAGGUGUGUAGUACACACAAUAAGGAUGUUAGGAUUGUUAAAGUUCUUUAG